This is a messenger RNA of Neurospora hispaniola, 1413 nucleotides long. Its product is annotated as concanavalin A-like lectin/glucanase domain-containing protein. Gene Ontology annotation, molecular function: hydrolase activity, hydrolyzing O-glycosyl compounds. Gene Ontology annotation, cellular component: cell wall. The record is from RefSeq and is a predicted model, not a curated record. Bases 1 to 1413 code for a protein of 470 amino acids. NCBI's taxonomy places the organism in Eukaryota, Fungi, Ascomycota, Sordariomycetes, Sordariales, Sordariaceae. The transcript is spliced from 2 exons. Gene Ontology annotation, biological process: cell wall organization; carbohydrate metabolic process.
AUGCGUUCAACAACGGUUUUGACUUUGGGCGCUGCUACUGCCCUGCUCGGCGCAGGCAACGUCCUCGCCGAUGAUAUCCCUACCUGUUCAUUGGACAAGAAGUGUCCAGAGUCGGCACCUUGCUGUUCUCAAUACGGCCAAUGCGGCGUCGGCGCCUACUGCCUCGGCGGGUGCGACCCGCGCAUGUCCUUCUCUCUAGACUCCUGCGUGCCCGCCCCCGUCUGCCAAGACAAGACAUACAAGAUGGACAAAGCCUCCAUGUCCAAGAUUGUCGACAUCAGCGAGUACCUCGGCGACCCCUCCAAGGCCGACUGGGUCUCCCAGGGUGAGCCCCUUUCGUACAACGACAACACGCUGCUCACCAUGCCCAAGAACUCGGUCGGCACCGUCCUGGCUUCCACCACGUACAUGUGGUACGGCUCCGUCAAGGCGCGUCUCAAGACGUCGCGCGGCCGCGGCGUCGUGACGGCCUUCAUCCUCAUGUCGGACGUCAAAGACGAAAUCGACUACGAGUUCGUCGGCUCCGAGCUCACCACCGCCCAAACCAACUACUACUUCCAGGGCAUCCCGACGUACGCCAACAGCGGCAACAUCAGCGUGACGGACACGUACUCCAACUGGCACGAGUACGAAAUCCGCUGGACGCCCGACCAGAUCCAGUGGCUCGUCGACGGCCAAGUCGGCCGCACCAAGCUGAAAUCGGAAACAUGGAACGCCACAGCCAACCAGUGGGACUUCCCGCAGACUCCCUCGCGGGUGCAGUUGUCCAUUUGGCCCGGCGGCGCGGCGUCCAACGCGCAGGGCACCAUUGACUGGGCGGGCGGUGCUAUUCAGUGGGACUCGGAAGACAUCAAGAAUUACGGGUACUACUUUGCUACGUUUGGAGAAAUCACGGUGCAGUGCUACGACGCCAAGAGCCCACCGGGGACGAACAAGGGCACGUCGUAUUACUAUAAUAGCUACAGGGCGACCAACGAUACGGUGGUGGAUAGCGACAAGCCUACCGUGCUGGCGUCGUUCCAGGGGACCGGCACGGAUAUGGAUGCUGGUAAGCCGAGUGGGACCAAGGGCGGAUCGGCGAGCGCGACCAAGGCUGGUGGAAGCAAGGGGACGUCGGCGCCGAAUUCGAUUCCGGGGGCGGGAGCGGCGCCUAAUCAGGUGCCGGGGGGAGGGUCGGGGAGUGUCUCGUCCGGCAGUGACGGUGGAAGUUCGGCGGGUGGUGACGGUGGGAGCGGCGCGAGCAGUGGUUCGAAUGCGUGUGGAAUGAAUGGGUUUUCGCAGAGUUGUGAUGAUGGAAGUGGAAGCGGAAACGGCGGUUCGUCCACCAAGAACAAUGGUGUCAAGACGAGGGAUGCCCACGGGGCGAGCGCGUUGGCUGCUGUGGUGGGGUUUGUUGGGUUGAUGGUUCUUUAA